GGUGAAAAUUUGAGUGUUUUUCUAGUAAAGCUUCUAGUGUUACAUGUAAAGAAUAGAUUCUGAACAUUAUUAAUUCUACUUUUCUUGGUUAUAUAAGAGAUGGUAAUUCUAGGUUCAGUUUCACAUAACUGUUCAGUAUACGUCUUAUGCAUGUAUUCUUUGGAAGUUCGUUACUGCAUGCUGUUGGUGUAUGCUGUUGGUGGUGAGAUUCCGGUUCGGAUAGAGGACCUUCUAAUGCAACUAUUGUUUAUCUUUACAAAAGUAUGGCUGAGAAGGCAGUUUGGGACAAUACAAAUGUGAAGCACUUGAUUGACAUAUGCAAGGAGGAGAUUUUAGCUGGGAAUAGGCCUGGAGGUUGUUUCACUAGAAAUGGUUGGAAGAAUAUGGAGGACAAGUUUUUGGCAAGGUGUGGGGUGAAAUUAGUAAAGACACAAUUGAAGAAUAAAUUGGACAAUUUGAAAAAAGAUUACACACAGUUCAUGGAAUUGAAGAAUGCUGCGACUGGUCUUGGAUGGAAUGAGGCAAAUCAAACGGUUGACUGCUCGGACAUAUGGUGGAACGAACACCUUGAGAGAUGCAACAACAGUGAGAGAGGUGUGAAGUGCAAUCAUGUCAGAUUCCGGAAACGUGGUCCAAAAUACCUUGAUGAUUUGCAUUUCUUGUUUGAUAAGGUGCAUGUCACUGGAGCUACUGCAUUCUGUCCGGGAGAUAUUUCCUCUGGUGAAUCCUCAAGUGACGAUGUGUUGGAGGUUGCACAGAAAGAGGAUGACAGUUCUGCAAUCAAGCUUAAAGCUUUGAAGAAACCAAAAGCAACCGGGAAGAAGCGCAAGCAGACAUGCGGAGCAGCUGAAGACAAGGAGGAGAGAAGUCCUUUUUUUAGAAUGUAUAAGAACACGUGCCUGAAAAUUGAUAGUGUAGCUGACAAGAUUGGAUCAAGUGUUGAAGCAUCAUCAGUUCAGCCAUCCAGCAAUGUCCCUUCUCUUCCAGAUGCUAUGAAGUUGGUCAAGGAGUGUGGUGUGCAGGAAAAAACUGCUAUGAUGCACACAGCUGCGUUGUUGAUCAUGAAGCCAGAAUUUAGGCACAUCCUUUUCUUACUUGAAACGAAAGAAGGCAGAUAUGACUUUAUUGAGAGAGAGCAUGAGAAGGAGAUGAAGAAGGCUGCGUGA
Panicum hallii is the source of this 1166-nucleotide messenger RNA. RefSeq names its product L10-interacting MYB domain-containing protein-like. Bases 264 to 1166 code for a protein of 300 amino acids. Lineage: Eukaryota; Viridiplantae; Streptophyta; Magnoliopsida; Poales; Poaceae. The transcript is spliced from 2 exons. The record is from RefSeq and is a predicted model, not a curated record.